Messenger RNA from Hemicordylus capensis (graceful crag lizard), 2201 nucleotides. RefSeq names its product interleukin 1 receptor type 2 (gene IL1R2). The coding region runs from base 1021 to 2175 and encodes 384 amino acids. NCBI's taxonomy places the organism in Eukaryota, Metazoa, Chordata, Lepidosauria, Squamata, Cordylidae. The transcript is spliced from 9 exons. Gene Ontology annotation, molecular function: interleukin-1, type II, blocking receptor activity; interleukin-1 binding. The record is from RefSeq and is a predicted model, not a curated record.
UAGCCGACCCUGCACAGAGCAUCUGUGCGCUCUUUCUCAGCCAAUCAGGCGCGUCAGCCGCCCAGCCAAUCAGCUGGGCUCUGGGACGCAAAUUCCAAGGCACACCCAGGAGAAUUAAUAUAACUAGCUGACCCCGCACAGAGCAUCUGUGCACUCUUUGGGGCCGGUUGUUAUCUCUCCCCCCACUUCUGCCCCAGUCUCUGCUUAUGGGCCCAGCCACCUCUCCUCCCCACUGCCACUUCUAACCUCCCCCCCCACUUUCUUUCUCCCCUCCUGGGCCUUGCCUCCGUGGCUGGGCCGGGCCCACCACCUCUGGCCUCCACGGCAACCAAUUCUCCUGGGUAUGCCUCAGCCAAUCAGGCACAUCCGCCGCCCAGCCAAUCAGCUGGGCUCUGGGACGCACAUUCCAAGGCACAUCCAGGAGAAUUAAUAUAAUAGAUAGAUUUUCAUGUUCUGGGACCUAGGUUGUCCAAUUAACAUAUAGGGUUUACUCCUCAUUAAAUGCAGAGACGCAUACAAGCAGAGUUCAUGUGAUCCAGAAUAUAAAGCAUGGUCAGCUUUAUUCAGAGGAUUACAUCGAAGAGGGGGAAAGUGCCCACUUAUUCAUAGUUUUGCUUACAUCCUUGCUUAGAGCUCAUGAGUCGAGUUUAAUUUGCAUAUCAAAAAUACAACAAAUGGAACUAGCAGGGAACUGGUGUUUGACUAAUGUACCGUAUUAAGCAUUUUUAGAUCGAAACUGGGCUAUCUGCUAAAGGGCUGAUAAACAGCCAAUGUAACACCAAUUUUUAAAAAGAGAUCCUUGGAAGGGUGGGAUCCAGGAAAUUACAGGCUAGUUAUCUUAACAUGUGUUCAGGUGCUCCAUCAUCAUAAACUGAUGGAAAGCAUAUUUAAAGAUAAAAUUAUUGUGCAUAUAGAAGAACAAGCCUAGCUGAAGGAGAAUCAGCAUGGAUCCUACAAAGGUUUCAAUGUGGUGUUCCUCAUGUUUCUCUUUGCUGUCUUCUACGGAAUAUAUUGCUCCAGAUGCUGUGUCUUUUAAGCACAAAUACAUUGGAUGCUUCUGCUUUCCGAAUCCAGCGAGUGGAAAUUGCAGAUAACUGCCAGGAUCACACCGCCCAUUCCAGAUCUACCUUUGCACUGGCAGGAGAACCCCUGAUUCUAAACCACUCUCUUUUCAAAUAUGAACAUAUGGACACUUUGGAUCUGGACCUUAAUUUCACCUGGUAUAAAAAUAAUUUGACAGCAAUGAUCCCUGUAGGAAUUGGAGAAACAAGAAUUCUUCUGCAAGAUGGAGAUCUCUGGUUCUUACCAGCCUCUCUGGAGGAUGCUGGGGAAUAUAUCUGCAUUCAAAGGAAUUCUUCCUACUGUGUUUAUGUGUCUAUUCAUCUAGCAGUUGUAGAGGAUAGUGCUGCCCAUGAAAUCGCCUAUCCCCAGAAGGCCUUCAUAUCUCUUGCUGAAAAGGUGGUUUGUCCUAGUUUGGAAGGUUUUGUUCAAAUGAAUACAAACUAUGAACUCAAAUGGUACAAGGGCUCCACACUUGUGGCUAUAGACAAUAAAAAGUUCACAGCUCGGAAGGGCACGGAUUAUCUUAUUGUAAAUUCUGUGUCAUCAGAUGAUUCAGGCUACUACACUUGUCAAACAUCCUUUGAACAUGAAGGAGCACAAUAUAAUAUCACCAGAACCGUUCACCUACAGAUAUUUGGCCUAGAGAAAAAAAGCAGACCUGUGAUUGUCUACCCAAAACAGAGGAUUACAUUAGCAGCUCUCGGUUCACGACUGACCAUCCCAUGUAAAGUGUUGGUUGGAGAAAGCAGCCAUUUCAAUACUGAAGUCUGGUGGCUAGUCAACAACACCUAUAUUGAUGAGAUUUACCCAACAGGUAGAAUUACAGAAGGAAAGCGUGAGGAACUUGUAGAAAAUUACGACAAUUACAUUGAGGUGCCAUUGAUUUUUGACCCUGUUGAAGAAGCAGAUUUUGAUACAAAUUUCAUAUGUGCUGCUAGUAAUACUCGUGGACAUCAUGUACAAGCAGUACAGAUCAAGCAAGAAGAGCCUCGUUUGUCUUGGUAUUUGGCAGCAAUUCCCGUGGCUCUGGCCACACUGAUUGUGGGAGGAAUAUACAUGCAUAAGUGCUGGAAGCGAAGGUCUGCAGGAGGAUAUAUCACAACCAAAUCCUAAAUAAUAAAAUCUAAUUUUUUUGCAUC